UGCUCUGUCCCUUUUCUCCUCCCCUUACUCGCUGUGUUUGCAAUCUGUAUUUGACUGAGAGCAGAAGUUCAUCAAUCUGCUUCAAACGUCUCGAGCGUACAAACUGAACGGAAGGUACAUCGAGCGCGAGCCGAGACCAUAUGACUGAGAUCUGACACGGCGAAAUAAACAUGAGGUGCAAAUAUACUUCGAUCGUGUCUACGAAAAUGAACGGCAGAUAAAGCAUCAGUUCAAGCUGCAUCCUGAUGCCAGUUCAGCACCUGGAGGAAAAGAUGUCACCUGAAGAUCUCAAGAAUUAGCGGGGAACUUUUCAGACCUUCUUAAAACUCUUGUAGCUGACUGCAGAACUGGUUUAGACGGUCUUCAUUUGUAUCAUCCAACCCAUCGGCCUUUAAAACAAUGGCGUCCUGCAGCCCUGCAUCCACGGAGGAGCAGUCCUCAGAGGUGUCGAACAUAAACCUGAAGGAAAAAAGCUCACAGGAGUCCAUGAAACUGAAAAAAGAAAUAUCUUUGCUCAAUGGUGUGUGUCUCAUCGUGGGAAACAUGAUUGGCUCUGGGAUCUUCGUCUCACCCAAAGGCGUACUGAUGUAUAGCGGCUCCUAUGGGUUGUCUUUGGUAGUGUGGACAAUUGGUGGGAUCUUCUCUGUGUUCGGGGCGCUCUGUUAUGCCGAGCUUGGGACCACCAUCACCAAGUCGGGUGCCAGCUACGCCUACAUCCUGGAGGCUUUUGGAGGCUUUUUGGCUUUCAUCCGUCUAUGGACUUCUCUUCUGAUCAUUGAGCCCACCAGUCAGGCUGUGAUAGCCAUCACCUUCUCCAACUACAUGGUGCAGCCCAUCUUCUCCACGUGUAUAGCGCCCUACGUGGCCAAUCGUCUGCUGGCUGCAGCCUGCAUAUGUGAGUUGAUGCAUGUGGAUGUGUGUGUAUAUGUUUGGGAGUUGCUUUUACAGAAAGAAUAUCUGGAAUGGAUCUGGAAUGACAUGAGAAUUCUGCUGCUCUCUGGUGGUCAUGUGUUUUGCAGAAAUCUCCCGCUGGCCAUUGCUAUCUCCAUGCCCAUUGUCACAGUGAUCUACAUUCUUACCAAUUUGGCUUACUAUACAAUCUUACCCAUUCCUGCCAUCCUGGACAGUGACGCUGUGGCUGUGACAUUUGCAGACCAGGUAUUUGGGUAUUUUAAUUGGACAAUACCAGUCGCUGUUGCCUUCUCCUGCUUUGGAGGAUUAAACGCUUCAAUAGUGGCUGCUUCAAGGCUGUUCUUCGUGGGCUCCAGAGAGGGCCAUCUGCCAGACUACCUGUGCAUGAUUCACGUCACCCGCUUCACCCCCAUCCCUGCCCUACUCUUCAAUGGUGCCAUGGCUCUUGUGUACCUGUGUGUGGAAGAUGUCUUUAAACUGAUCAAUUACUACAGCUUCAGCUACUGGUUCUUUGUGGGUCUGUCAAUCCUGGGACAGCUGUACCUGCGACGGAAACAACCAGACAGACCACGACCACUAAAGCUCAGCCUGUUCUUCCCAGUUAUAUUCUGCCUCUGCACAGUAUUUCUUGUGGUGGUGCCUUUAUAUAGUGACACUAUCAACUCAUUAAUUGGCAUUGCCAUUGCCUUAUCGGGAGUGCCCGUCUACUUCCUGUGCUGCCAUCUACCUGCCACACGGAGGCCUAUGUGGCUCAGGAAAUUUAUUGCAUCUUCAGGUAUUCUCAUUCAGAAGGUGUGCUACUGUGUUCUUACUGAGAUGGACACGGAGGAUGAAAAGACAGAGUAGAAGAGGAUUAGGCUCUGACAAGAAAACUGGAAUAAAUCUCUGGACUCGUGACUUGACAUGCAAUACACAAGCUGCUGAUGUGAUUAAACUCUUUUUACACUGGUUUACACAGAUAUCAUUCUAUAUUGUAGCAGAUGUCAUGUGAAAACUCCCCCAAUGUCAAAGCCAGUCCUUUAUAUUUAUUAGAGAUAUUUAUACUGCGUUUUGAUCAGUUGAAUGCUGGUUUGAUGGGGAACAGUAAACCAAGUCCUUGCAUGUGAAGAAACUUGGACUUUGAGGUUGUUGUGGGGCUUGGUAAGAUGAUAAAAUUAUAGCACUGAUCACAGAGAAAUUAUUUAGAGACAUUUGUACAAUUGCUUUGAAACAGUUAUAAACCUAAUUCUUGCACAUUAAUUAAUACACACAUAAAUUUAGAUGCGUGUACACUGAGACUCUAAUAAAAGACCUUGUUGUUUGUUGAAGAAAGUAAUUGCCAGUGCCCCUACAACAUCUUUAUUUUUA
Cyprinus carpio (common carp) is the source of this 2259-nucleotide messenger RNA. Its product is annotated as Y+L amino acid transporter 1-like. The record is from RefSeq and is a predicted model, not a curated record. Gene Ontology annotation, biological process: amino acid transmembrane transport. Lineage: Eukaryota; Metazoa; Chordata; Actinopteri; Cypriniformes; Cyprinidae. Gene Ontology annotation, molecular function: basic amino acid transmembrane transporter activity; L-amino acid transmembrane transporter activity. Gene Ontology annotation, cellular component: membrane. The transcript is spliced from 9 exons. The coding region runs from base 400 to 1758 and encodes 452 amino acids.